AUGUUUCUUUUAUUGUUUCUUCCAUCUGUGCAAUCCCUUGCUUGUUCACCGGAUACAGAAGCUGCACUUCUCUUUGAUGAUUUCAGCGAAAAUACGAAUUUCAUCUCGUGCUUUCGACAGUGUGCUUUAAGAAAUUGUACAGGAGUACUUCUAGCGGAAAACACUUGCAUUUCGCUAAACACUGCCGAUUUCUAUGGACCAUUGGAUAUCAAGAGAUUCGUCGAGAAAAAGUGCAUUCCAGGUUUAACAAACCGACUGUUGAUCAAGAAAUCGACAAAUCGUGUGUUGAUUGGACAGACAGAAAAAGUGGUGCGGGCUGUGGACGAGUUUGACUGUGCGCGGCAAUGUUAUGAAGAAAAGAGCUUCCAAUGCCAAUCAACAAUGUUUUACGGUGAUGUGAACGAUUGCUUUUUGAAUUACGCGAAUUCGAGCGCUGGCCAAAUGAGCAACGAUACAGAUGGGUUUUCGGUGGAUUUUUUCGAAUUCGCGACAUUAUCUGAAGAAAUUUGUGGCAAGAAAAAGGGAAAUAUGAAAGGAUUUACAUUGAUUCCGUCAAGAAAUCAAGUGAUGAUACGCGGCGAUGUCGAGAUUGUCGAGAGUGGAUCGGUUGAAGAGUGUCUAGACGGUUGUGAAAGUUGCGAUUUCGCGGUUUUCGACGAGAAAACCUCAAGUUGUCAACGAGUUUUUGAGAAUCUUUCUGGGCAAGAGAUCUCAAAUUCCGAAAAUGGAGCUAUGUUUUUCGAGCGUUUAUGCAGAACGAGACGGGCAAUGUGUGGAGGAGAGAACAGUGUUUAUGUGAUGAGGGAUGGAUUGGAAGACAAAAUGAGAGAGGAAUGCUUGACAAGUUGCCUCAAUUCACCGAAUUGUACAUAUGUUUAUUCGACGAAGAAUGGCUGUCUUUCAUCCGAUAAAUCUCUUCAUCAUCUACCGCGAAUUCUUGAGCGAAAAUGCAUCAAAAAGAUGCCGAAAAUGGAAAAUGGGAUAAUCUUCGAGGAAAGUGCUAAAUGUUUUACGGGCGCUUUGGAGAAGAUUGAGAAAGUGACGAGAAAUGAGUGCUUUGUUGCUUGUUUCAAUCAUCCAAACAAGAGCUGUGGUUCGAUAUCGUAUCACCGAGAGACAGCGCUUUGCGAGCUUUUCGAGAUCGAUGAGGAGAAAUUUUCGUCCGAAGAGAAAUGUCAUCACUACGAAUUGAGCGUUUUCUCGUUAGAAGAAGAGCUUAUCGAGAAUAGUGUCACUGAAAUCCCUUCAAAUUCUCGAAGCUUUGAGCUCCCGAUCAAGAAAAUCUCUGGCCAAAAAUCGUUAGGGACAAAGAAUUUCCCGUUACGAGAAAUCUCUGGAGAUUCGAUUAAACGAGAAGAAUUUAAGCCAAUCAAAGCUGUAGAGAAAUCGGAGAAGAAAUCGGAGAAACUUUUCGAAGAGAUCCAAGCAGAGCCAUUGCCCGAGAUUUCAGUCAAACCGAUUUGCCGUUUUGAUAUCAUUUUUGUUGAGAUUCACGCCGAGAAGCCAUUUAACGGUACGGUUUUUCCAAGAAAUUUACACGAGAAAUGCUCGAUGAAAAUUGUGAAUGGAAAAGGGAAUCUCUCGUUGGAAUUGGGGGAACAAUUGGGGAACAAUUCGAGAUGCACAGCUGAAUAUGAUGAGAAGAACGAUCUCUACAAAACGGUGUUGAUCGUGAAAUCGAAAUCGGACGAUGGCCGAAUAUUGACUGAAGACGAUCGCUUAUUUCAUAUCAGUUGUAAAUAUCGGGGAAAUCAAACGGUGAUCGCCAAAUCGAAACCGUUGGGCAUUGAACCUCCAUCUGCUAAAGAUCUAGCUGUUCGCGGGAUCGUCUCAUCACCAAAACAAAUGAGUUUAAAAACGAUUGGACGGAGUACGCCAGAAAUCGUUCAACUCGGCGAGCCGAUUCAGCUCAAUUUCGCAGAUCCGAGUCUGAAAGGAGGCUUCAAUUUGGAUAAAUGUUAUGCAACUGAUUCGAAGGGAUCCAAAAAUAUCUCUCUAGUUCAAUAUGGUUGCACUGUUUCUGGGAACGACAAUGUGGUGACUCAUCGAAUUCGUUAUCAAGAGGAUGGGUUCACGUUUGCGAUCAAAGCUUUCAAAUUCGCCGACGGGGAAUCGGUUCGAAUCACGUGUCUCGUGAGGAAAUGUGAAGAAUGCAAAAGGCCAACUUGUCACCAAAUCGCGAAACGGAGUCUGAAUGAGACACUUUCCGCCGAAGAUCCAGCUGAUUUUCAAGAGCUCGUUGCUGAGCUAUUUGUGCAAGCGGGUAAGACAAAAAGAGUGUUG
Molecule: messenger RNA, 2283 nt
Organism: Mesorhabditis belari
Lineage: Eukaryota; Metazoa; Nematoda; Chromadorea; Rhabditida; Rhabditidae
Source: the annotation of a GenBank genome assembly